Messenger RNA from Cylicocyclus nassatus, 2907 nucleotides. Lineage: Eukaryota; Metazoa; Nematoda; Chromadorea; Rhabditida; Strongylidae. The record is from the annotation of a GenBank genome assembly.
AUGACGGCUCUUGCAGCGAGCUCCGAAGGGACAGGAUUGAAUCCCAUGUCGUUCACGGAUCAGCAUGGAAGUGUAGUCCUUGAACGCAUGAGAUAUCAGCGGGAAACUGGUCGCUUCUGCGAUGUAUGUAUAGUCGUGAAAGACCGUCAGUUUUCUGCGCACCGCAACAUAUUGGCAUCGUGUAGUCCUUAUUUUGACUCAAUUCUGAAAUCUACAAAAGUAACGAAGGAGCAGGUCGUAGUAAAUUGUCAACAUCCGAAAGCUUUUGAAUUGCUUCUGAACUAUAUGUACAGUGGUUGCGUCGUCAUUGACCGUACUACCGUGGCGGAACUGCUUCGACUAGCUAACAAUUUUUUGGUCACCAAGCUCAAGAAUUACUGCGCUGAAUAUCUCGACAGAUAUUUGGAUGCUGCAAACUCAUUGUCGGUACGGCAACUUGCGACGAAGUAUAACCUCCCUUCUCUUCUGAAGGCAGCGUCAGAGUAUUUUGACGUCAAUAUCAAUCGGUGUCUUCUUGAGUCGGUGGACAUUCUAAAGUAUCCCAUGCAGCAGCUGCUCAAGAUAUUGGAGGACCCAAAGUAUCAAGACGUAAUCAGCCCUGAUGUGUACCUCAAACUAAUCGUACGCUGGGUCGGCGAAGAUGUGGCGAGUAGAGAAUCUUCGUUCCGUCCCUUGUUGGAACGAUGCCGCGUUGUUGACGUAUCUGAUAACGCUUUGGAAUUUGUCUUGGAUUACUCGCCUUUGUUGACCAAAAAUCAAAAUUGCCGUUACAUUCUUCUUGGCGCCAUGCACGCGAACGCCAUUCCUAUGCCCAAAUACGAACAACAAUUUCUUUCAUUAGCGCAACAAUUUGGGGGAGAAAGUGCUGCAGCUGCUUUGCUUGAAGCCAAUGUUGCUCUGGGUGCAGGAGAUGAGGAUUACGAAAAUGACUCUAGUUUUGACCAUAUGGAAGACGAGGAUGAUGACGAAACGCCAGUUGAGGGCCAUCCCAGCACAAGCACCAUACUCGAGACCACUUACACCGAAGACGGAGUUGAAAAACCGAGAGUUAGAUUGAAGAUCAAUCUGGGAGGUUUGCCUUUGGCGGACAUAAGUAAAAGGGGUAGAGGAAAAGUCAUACGAAAGCCCGCUUCUAAUGCUGUUGCGAGGAAGAGAGGGCGCCCUCCAAAAAGAACGGACGAAAACGAAAUCUUACCUAUGUUGGAUGACGACGAUGUUGAUGGUGUUUAUGCCACGUCUUCUCUGACUGGAGCUGUCACCUAUACUCAAGAAGAUGCCAUCGAUCCAGAAGAAGUGGAAGAUGGAGAGGAUGUACAUGUAGAAGGAGGACCACACGCAUGCAAAUUUUGCAAAUUUGCAACGACAUCGGCUGAGGAAGUGGAAAAACAUCGCGCUCGUCAGCACAAUCGUAACACCGGGUAUAUGUGCCAGCUGUGUGAUUUCGAAUGUAUCUGGAGUAAAUCGUUCUAUGAGCACUGCAAAGAGCACUGGGCUCAGCCUCCAUACAAUUGCGACCAAUGUCCAUUUGAAUCCAAGGAUAGUUUGCAUGAUCUGCUUGCUCAUCGCUUGUCACACACAUCUGAAAGGUUCUUCAAAUGUCUUGAAUGUGGCUUUCGAGCGAGAUCCCGCACGCAACUAUGGGCCCAUGAAAGAAUGCAUAGUAGCUUAGAUGAGCGACCGUUGCAUUGCGAAGAAUGUGGGCGAGGCUUUAAUACGCAUACCGCUUUGGAAAUGCACUUUUCUACUCAUGAUGAGCCAAGAUCCUUCAUCUGUGAAGAUUGCGGAUUUGCUACCGCUAACUCUGAUCACAUGACUACACAUCGAAGGCAGCAUACGGGAGACAUGUUCUACUGUCACAUUGAAGGAUGUGAUUACUCAUCACCAAAAAAAAGUCAGCUGGCUGCUCAUCUUCGGACACAUAUGGCUGUCAGAGCACACAUGUGUAAGAUCUGUGGCAGAGGUUUUAUCGAGAAGUCUCAUUUGGUUCGGCAUGAACGCAUUCACUUAGAGGAUAAGCCAUUCAAAUGUGAUGCAUGCGAUUACGCUUCAAGUCGUCGGGAUAAGCUUAAGUUAUGUUUCUCAUCUCUUUAUGCAUCGCUGUUAUAUUCUUGCAAAGUAGUGGAACACAUUCUCAAGCAUCACAAUGGAACGGCAGCGAACAAAUCUCAACGGCGUCGUUAUCGUCGUGCAAAACAACUGGCUGCGCUCGCUGCACAACUGCAAGAUCGAGCAGCACCCCCAGAAGCCAUGUUUCGUCCUAUACCGGCAAAUGAAUCGGUGUCACAAUGGGCAGAAUCGCAGACAUUCCAGGGCGAACAGCAGUACUCUCCACAAAACGCUCAGCAACAAAUUACGGCAACUAUCGCAGGACAAGCUGUUGCAGCUCAGCCAAUCGCAGGAUUUUCACCUUUACAACGACCGUACUCAGAAGCCAACCCUGCACCGCCUCAACGAGCACUUUCCCCUGGUUCAAUGUCGAUGAGAAAUGUGCAUCUGAGAGGUGCUGACUCGCCAUUGUUGCAGAAGAACAAUUUAGCGGGUCUGAAUGAUACUCCUUCACUGAUAACGCCGGUUCCGGUACCGAGAUCUCCCCAUAAUCGCUCUGAUCCUUUUGGUAUGAGCACACCUACGGACCUCAACCGGCCGAUGAGCUUGCCACCCUACGGUCAAAUGCAGCAACCACAGACUCAGCAACAGCAACAGCAGCAAAAUGGCCAAUCUCAACAACAAAAUUCUAGUCAGUGGAUGUGGUAGCAGCAUAUUUAUCAAGUUCUUUGCAUCUGAUCACUAAAUGUGAGAAUGUUGCUAUCAUUUGAAUGAAUCACCCUGCAAGGGUUCCAUCAAUCAUGCAUUGUUGUACAUAUUGACAAUUGAGACCCUUUCUUUUUCACUGAUGAAGGUUUUACC